ACCUCCUCUAAAUGCUACAGGCUUUUUAAAGACAAUUUUGAUUGGAUUCUUCUGAUGACUUUGACAUGAUCUAUCCACUCCUGUCGCAACAAGAAUGGGAAAGGUUCAUCUGGAGGAUGUUACAAAAGAACUGAAAACUGAGUUCAGUUUAGUAGGUCAAAGGUACCUGGAAGCGCGGACAGGGAAAGAAGGUGAACAGAGAAACAGCUGACUGUGUCUCUGCUGCAAAAAUAUCUAUCCACUCCUUGUCACAACAAGAAUGGGAAAGGUUCAUCUGGAGGAUGUUGAUGCAAAAGAACUGAAAACUGAGUUCAGUUUAGUAAAGGUCAAAGGUACCUGGAAGCGCAAACAGGGAAAGAAGGUGAACAAAGAAACAGCUGACUGUGUCUCUGCUGCAAAAAUCUAUGAGAGCAUCACAGAACAGGGCGCCAGUUGGACAGUGGUCAGCCCCAUUGUCUUUACUUAUAAGGUAACUGAGACCCAGAACUUGCUGAACCCAAGCAACAACACCCUCCUGCUGGGCCACAUCACUGAUCCGCAGCAGCUGGAGGAAAUAAAACAUUCCAACAAGCCAAUCAAACGCUUUGUGGUCAUUGAUCAAGAAGUGUACAAAAUCUACGGUCCCAAGCUAACAGAAUAUUUAGAGGCCAACAAUGUCCUAUACAAGAUUUUGGCUCUACCCACUACUGAGGAGAACAAAUCCAUGAAAAUGGCCUUGAAGAUCCUAGAGGAGGUCAACAACUUCUCCAUUGACCGCCGCACAGAUCCCAUCAUUGCCAUCGGUGGAGGGGUGUGCCUCGACGUAGUUGGCCUGGCUGCCUCACUCUACAGAAGACGCACCCCAUACAUCAGGGUCCCAACCACACUGCUGUCCUACAUCGAUGCUAGCGUGGGAGCAAAGACGGGGGUUAACUUUGCAAACUGCAAGAACAAGCUGGGUGCCUACAUUCCACCCGCCGCUGCCUUCCUUGACCUUUCCUUCAUACAAACUGUUCCACGACGACACAUCUCCAACGGGCUGGCAGAGAUGUUAAAGAUGGCCUUGAUGAAACACAAAGGCCUCUUUGAGCUUCUUGAGACACAUGGCCGUGUGCUGUUGGACACAAAAUUCCAGGCUGAUAACAGUGGAUAUGGAAGCAACUGCUUACAGGUUGCAUCACAAGCGACUCGUAUAGCCAUCAUAACCAUGCUGGAGGAGCUUUCCCCAAACCUUUGGGAGGAUGACCUAAACAGACUUGUGGACUUUGGUCACAUCAUCAGCCCAGCAUUAGAGAUGAAGGUUCUCCCAUCUCUGCUGCAUGGUGAGGCAGUGAACAUCGAUAUGUCAUACAUGGUUUAUGUGUCCAAGGAGAGUGGUCUAUUGACAGAAGAUGACAAGCAAAGGAUCAUCAGCUGCAUGGUGAGCAUGGAGCUGCCUGUCUGGCAUGAGGCAUGUACCAUGGAGCUCAUACAGAAGGCUCUGCAGGAAAGGCUGAAGCAUUCGGGAGGCCUGGUCAGAAUGCCUCUGCCUGUUGGUCUCGGGGAAGCCGAAAUUUCUAAUGAUACAUCUUGUGAGAUCCUGCACAGAGCUUACACAAAAUGGUGUGAUGAGCUGAACGUCUCCUGUGACAGCAACUGUGACUCUUAACAUGUGCAUCCCACAACUGCGUCUGUUUUUAAGAGAACAUAUUUUGUACUCUAGUCAUUGUGAAAUACGAAACUGCAGUUGAUAUAAUUUAACUCCUGUGUUUUCACAAUACGGCAGCAAGGGUACCAUAAUUGCACCGCUAUUUCAAGCUAUUUAGCGCAUAUAGCUGUUUCCACAUUCUUCUGACCAGCAUGUGUUCUUACAGGCUGUUCUCAAAAACCAUUCGUACAAACAGCUACGUAAAGUAAUGCAUGCAGGACUUUUAAACGGGAGAGCGGAGAUGUUAAGGGGAAAACACAAGACUUUUCACCCAGGAAACCGAGUGUUUGUGUUCAGGGUGUACUACUUAGGGGUUGUGAAACAGAUCAUAUUAGAUAUUUUAGUUUUUGUUUUUUUUGUUUUUAACAUCAUAGAACCAGCUAAGCAAGUAAUGUGAAAAUACUCUCUUAUUUAGUCUGUGAAAUACUUGUAAAUAUGCCCCAUUAAAGAUGUUUAUCAUCAUUUAUCAAA
This is a messenger RNA of Etheostoma spectabile (orangethroat darter), 2137 nucleotides long. RefSeq names its product 2-epi-5-epi-valiolone synthase (gene eevs). Gene Ontology annotation, biological process: antibiotic biosynthetic process. Lineage: Eukaryota; Metazoa; Chordata; Actinopteri; Perciformes; Percidae. The record is from RefSeq and is a predicted model, not a curated record. The transcript is spliced from 6 exons. The coding region runs from base 260 to 1627 and encodes 455 amino acids. Gene Ontology annotation, molecular function: 3-dehydroquinate synthase activity.